CGUGCGGGAAGGAGUAUGAUGGAGUCACAGAGGGGGGGGUGAGGGCUCUGCGAAAAGGAGGGAGACUGCAAGGAGGGAUUUGAAGCAUGGGAACUAGAACUGGACGAGCAAGAGAUGGAAGUUGAAGCCCGGCCCUCGGAUUACGUAGUUAAGAAGAGCUGACUGCUAGCAAGAAAAUGACAACUCUAGAAAAAAUUGACUAUGCCUCAUCACCCAUCCGAGGACCUGGAGAUGGCAUGGAAACAGAGCAGACGGGUGAAUCUGUAGAAGUAAGCACUGGAGCCAGCGCUACAAACCAUCACAUCCACCACAGCCCACAAAAAAAAGCAGUCUCAUCGCUGAGUCCUGGAGUUCUCCAGCUAGGGCAGAUACAUGCUGAUAAAUCAGUAGAAGUUGAAGCCGUGCGUAUAUUAGUCCCCAAAGCAGCUAUCACCCAUGUAGUUGCAACUAAAAAUGCUAAAGUAGCUAAAUCGGCGGGACACAAAGGAGAUGCUUUCCAUCAGUCAGAUGGAACUGCAGAUCCCAAGAAAGAACAGACUGAGCUCAAAAAUGCAGUCGAAAAGCUGAAGAAUUCAGAAAAGCGGUUGUUACAGGAUAAAGAAGGUCUCUCUAAUCAGCUGCGUAUACAGACGGAGGUGAAUCGGGAGCUGAAGAAACUCCUUGUUGCUUCUGUUGGAGAUGAUCUGCAGUAUCACUUUGAGCGGAUGGCUCGUGAGAAAAAUCAGCUUAUCCUAGAAAAUGAAGUCUUGGGCCGGAAUCUGUCUCAGUUGUCUGAACAACUGGAGCGCAUGUCUAUACAGUGUGAUGUGUGGCGAAGCAAAUUCCUAGCAAGCAGGGUUAUGGCUGAUGAGCUAACCAACACCAGAGCAAUUCUUCAGCGUCAAACCAGAGAUGCGCAAAGUGCAAUUCAGGAUCUGUUGAAUGAACGUGAUCAGUUCCGCCAAGAAAUGAUUCAUACACAAAAGCUUCUAGAGGAACUGAUGGUUUCUCUUCAGUGGGGGAGACAACAGACAUACUAUCCCAGUGCCCAGCCUUACACUACAACAGAGCUAGCAGCUGUGAACUGUAAACUAGCCAAAGCUGUAAGCUCACAUCUUCUUGGAAAUGUUGGAACUAGCAGUCCAAAAAAGACUUCAGCAGCUGUGGAAUUUUGCAAUACCCCUGCUGAGAAAAUGGCUGAAAGGGUGCUACAUGUACUGGAUCCAGCUGCACGUACAGAAACAUCAACAGAAGCUUCUUUUUCUGAGACUUCUCCCUCUUCCUUCCUUUCUACAAAGAAGAAUAUUGGAAGGUUUCACCCAUAUACAAGAUACGAAGACAUAACUUUCAAUUGUUGCGACCACUGUCAAGGAGAGCUCAUAGCCCUUUAAAAACAUGGCUGAUGUUCAUGACUGCACAUGCACUCUUUCUGAAGAAUCCCACUAGUUGGUGUUCAGCAGGCUUCCCUUUUUCCUGUUUCUUUCUAUAUAAGUGGGUUUAAAAUAGGAAAUCCUGUAUUUUCUGCUUCUCUGCCUCUUGAAGCCAGGGACUGCCAGGAUUUCUUUAUUCUGUGGGCUGCUUUAUUCCUUUUCAGUCUGAAAAACUACUUCUUUCUACAAAGGCAAGACCAAAGACUUUAUGCUGGUCCAAUUUGUAGAGCCUAGAGAUCCCCCUGACUACUUAAGUUUGACAAUCUUACUAGCAAAUCUUAAUGAAUUCAUCAUCUUUACAGGGAAGUAAAAGCAUAAACUAUACCAAAGCAAAGGAAAUGCUAUAUUUUUAAUAAGUAAUAAUCAUAGGUCAUUAGGAUAUAGUCAGCUCCAUGGUUCUUUAGUGUUAUCCAAGGCAAUGAACUGUCCUCAGGUGUAUGUUCGAUCUUUUAAAUUUAGUCAUAAGGAGUGUAAGCAAUGAGUCUUUAUAGCUGUAAGCUCUGAAAGAGUGUGGAGGAGAGGAAAAGAGCUUGAACGAACUCUAGCUACAACAUAUAAAUAGUAACUGGUUUUAAAUGGAUUCUUGAAAACUGUGGAGUGAUAUUCUUGUAUUUUCACGCAGGUAAAACAAUGGCUUUUCCCUCUCUUUUGUCUUCUACAGUCAUGCUGUUAAGUAGUCAAUCCUCAGAAAAGAAACAGAUACACCUCCUUUAAUACACAGUGUUGAAAGCUAAACUAGCAUUAGAGUUCAUUCCUUGCCCACAGUAUUCCUGGGUGUUAGGGGAGGCUGAAGAUAAGCACUACUUUUGCACAAGUAUUAGUAAAAAAUAUUUUUUUACUUUAUGAUUUUGUUACUGUGAAGCAAGUUCAAAUGAAUAUUCCUGCAGCUUAUCUGCUAAAUCCAAAGACAGGACAUAGAAGAAACACAGGAGCAAACGCGGAGGAAAAUCAGGAGGAUGCAAAUAAGCAUUUUUAAUUUAACUCCCAGAUUUAUCAUAGGUAGUGUCUAUCUUAGGAAAAGGGUUUCUACAAUAGCUGCUUUCACCCUUUGUUUUUGUUUUUUUUUUUUUCCCUUUUAAGUCUCAUACUACAAACAGAAUUAGCAAGUUACAAGUUCUUGCUUUCUUGGGCAUGCUUUGGUUUGCAUGAAGAAUACAAUAAAUUUUCUUUGCUUACAAGUUACAA
Messenger RNA from Tympanuchus pallidicinctus (lesser prairie-chicken), 2594 nucleotides. RefSeq names its product basic leucine zipper nuclear factor 1 (gene BLZF1). The record is from RefSeq and is a predicted model, not a curated record. Lineage: Eukaryota; Metazoa; Chordata; Aves; Galliformes; Phasianidae. The coding region runs from base 177 to 1370 and encodes 397 amino acids. Gene Ontology annotation, biological process: Golgi to plasma membrane protein transport; Golgi organization. Gene Ontology annotation, cellular component: Golgi membrane. The transcript is spliced from 7 exons.